AUUUCGUUUAAUAACCGUCAGGUAGAGCGACGAUAGUCAUGUCAUGGCUUUUCUUUCCGAGCGUGUUCGUUCUCUUCCCGUCAAGCCAAUUUAUAGUGUGUUUGAAGGCGGUACUAAACUAGAGGCACAAGCAAUUACUAUUGCAACUGCUGCUACUUUAUAUCAUCGAUUUUUUCAACAAUGUAGUCCUGAAGAUUAUGAUCCAUAUCUAAUUGCUGCUACAUCUUUAUAUCUUGCUGGCAAAGUGGAAGAGGAUCAUUUGAAAAUUCGUGAUAUAAUAAAUAUAUUUUAUAAAAUAGUUCAUAAAAAUUCAGAGCCUUUAUCUCUUGGAGAUGAAUAUUGGAAUCUUCGUGACAGCAUUGUAAACUGUGAAUUACUUAUGCUUCGUAUAUUACGUUUCAAAGUAUCAGUAAAUCAUCCUCAUCGAUAUCUUCUUCAUUAUUUAAGGUCAGUAAUGGAUUGGUUGAGUCCAGAAAUUAUAAGAAAAGUUCCACUUUCAAGAACUUGCUGGUCAAUGCUUUGUGAUCAUUAUCUUAAUCCUGUCUGCCUUAAACAUAAACCACAACAUGUAGCUGUUGCUAUUAUAAAUUUAACAUUACAGUGUUAUGCAGUUAAUGUUCCUUACAAUAGAGAUGUAAUAAGUAAUUGGUAUGAGUGUUUCUGUGAUGAUCUUAGUAAUGACCAGUUAUGGGAUAUAAUGGAAGACAUAAUGGAUGUUUAUGAAGAAGAAUCUUAAAAGAAUGCAGUAUUUAUUGACAAUAAUUUGUAAAAUUUUCAUAUAUCAUAUUAAGAUUAAAUUAUGUACAUAAUUUUACUUUAUUUAAAUGACAUCAAUUCUAAAACAGUAUUUGUACAUGAACAAUAAUAAAUUGUAUAUUCUGUAUU
This is a messenger RNA of Centruroides sculpturatus (bark scorpion), 885 nucleotides long. It is a transcript of the gene koko, whose product is annotated as cyclin-Q-like. The transcript has 6 exons. Gene Ontology annotation, biological process: regulation of transcription by RNA polymerase II. Gene Ontology annotation, molecular function: cyclin-dependent protein serine/threonine kinase regulator activity. Lineage: Eukaryota; Metazoa; Arthropoda; Arachnida; Scorpiones; Buthidae. Bases 44 to 736 code for a protein of 230 amino acids. Gene Ontology annotation, cellular component: nucleus. The record is from RefSeq and is a predicted model, not a curated record.